AUGCACAUGCCUGCAAAGAUACAAGAAGCCAUGCAAAUGCAGGCUGCAAUAAAUAAGGCAGAAGGAGAAAAAAGGGCCGCAGUACUUGCCUCAGAAGCUAAGGAAACAGAACAGGUGAUUUCGUACUAA
Strongylus vulgaris is the source of this 129-nucleotide messenger RNA. The record is from the annotation of a GenBank genome assembly. Lineage: Eukaryota; Metazoa; Nematoda; Chromadorea; Rhabditida; Strongylidae.